Messenger RNA from Knipowitschia caucasica, 522 nucleotides. NCBI's taxonomy places the organism in Eukaryota, Metazoa, Chordata, Actinopteri, Gobiiformes, Gobiidae. The record is from the annotation of a GenBank genome assembly.
AUGGACAGAGUCAUAGAAACUUCAGGACAUGUUGCCCCAAGAAUCACCAAACUGAGCGACGCCAUCCCGGACCACCACUGGUGCAUCCCCUUCAGCGUCGCUGGGAACCCAAAGCCCACCCUGAGCUGGCUGCAUGAUGGUGAAGAGGUCCCUGAGGGUCCGUACCUUCACACCAGAGUCCACGAAGUCUCAGAGAGAGAGUUCCACGGCUGCCUCCAGCUCGACUCGCCAACACACCUCAACAACGGACACUACACACUAGUGGCAACAAACAUCUACGGCAACGUCUCAAAAGUCGUAGACGCACACUUCAUGCACACACCAGGGGACGGGCUGGAGAGUGAUCAGUACUACUACGGCGUGACCACAGAGGGAUACACCAUCGAUCCCCCAGAGGACCGAGUCGCGGUCUAUGUGGUGGUGGGUAUCGCUGCGGUGGCUCUGGUCGGGUUCUUGCUCAUGUUGGUGAUCCUCAAAUUCAGCGGAAACUCAAAGUUUGGCAUCAAAGGUAAGAGCAGCUGA